Molecule: messenger RNA, 273 nt
Organism: Microdochium trichocladiopsis
Lineage: Eukaryota; Fungi; Ascomycota; Sordariomycetes; Xylariales; Microdochiaceae
Exons: 1
Coding region: 14-235 (73 amino acids)
Source: RefSeq, a predicted model, not a curated record
GACUGGUAGGUUCAUGCGUCCAGCUCCGGAUGUUGGGUUUCGAAGCGUCGCAGCAAGGGGGUUGGCUUCCGUUUUCUUCGUUCUAGGUACGUACGUAAGGUGCUCAGACGUGAUUGUACGUCCCAUCAGCCUGCGUGUCUCGUCCUGCCGUCUCAAAACGCACGCGGUAUCAGCGUGCACUGGCGUCGUCAGGCUCGAUAACUUGCACGGGAGUGUCUUUACAGGAAGAAGUUGAGGCUAUCCACAUGUCCUUGCCCCGAGAAUUGUUCUCGA